Gambusia affinis (western mosquitofish) is the source of this 1954-nucleotide messenger RNA. RefSeq names its product ADP-ribosylation factor 1-like. The coding region runs from base 212 to 751 and encodes 179 amino acids. Gene Ontology annotation, molecular function: GTPase activity; GTP binding. NCBI's taxonomy places the organism in Eukaryota, Metazoa, Chordata, Actinopteri, Cyprinodontiformes, Poeciliidae. The record is from RefSeq and is a predicted model, not a curated record. The transcript is spliced from 6 exons. Gene Ontology annotation, cellular component: plasma membrane; cytoplasm. Gene Ontology annotation, biological process: intracellular protein transport; vesicle-mediated transport.
GUGAGGUGAUUAAGCGUUUCAGAGUUUCCCUGUGAUCCAGGUUUGUUUUACGUGUUUCCUUCCACCGUGGAUUGUGCUGACAGCUGUUGAGAUGACGCCGUGGAGAAGAGAAACGCGCCCACAGUGUUGUAUGAAACACGGGAAACAGCCAGACACGGAGAUCCGGAGCCCUGGAGCCCGAACCCGGUCGGUCCCAACCUGAACCUCCGUCAUGGGAGCCAUCGUUUCACAGAUCCUCUCCAUGUUCACCUCAAAGACUCCCGUCAGGAUUUUAAUGGUGGGUCUGGAUGGUUCAGGUAAAACCACUUUGCUGUACAAACUGAAGCUGGGCAAUGUGGUCACCACCAUCCCAACCAUCGGUUUCAACGUGGAGACGGUGGAGCACAGUAACGUCAGUUUCACAGUUUGGGAUAUUGGUUAUCAUCACAUGCUCAAACCGCUGUGGAGACAUUACUACCCCAACACGCAGGGUUUUAUUUAUGUGGUUGACAGCAGCGAUUCAGAGAGGAUUAAAGAGGCCACAGAAACUCUCCUCAUGCAGCUGGAGGAGGAUGAGCUGAGGGACGUUCCAGUUCUGGUUUUUGCUAACAAACAGGAUUUACCCAGAGCCAUGUCGGUCGAUGACAUCACAGAGGCUCUCAGCCUAUCAGGAGUCCGGCAGCCGUGGUUCGUCCAGUCGUCCUGUGCCGUCAGCGGCGCCGGUCUGGUGGAGGGGCUGGACUGGCUCUCCGACCAGAUCCUGAAGAAGUAGCUGCUGCUGAGAUGCUCUGAUUUCUGACGUUCCUGCUGAGUCUUUGAAGGCACCAGGCGGCCGCUGGCGCCGUUUACCUGGAGAAACCUGAAGGAUCUUCUGAGAAAACGUCCAAACCUGUAAAACUAUCGCACUUUUUCUCUGGAAAGAGACGACCAGAAACCAUUUUAUUUUUUUUUUAUCUUAAUUUGUUUUUGGAAUAAUUGAGAUAUUUACAUGACUCCUUUUUUUUCUAGGAAUUUUUCUGAUGAUUUUCUUGCUUCUCUGCACAACUUUGUGCUCUAACAGAUGUUAUUUUGGGUGUUUUUCCAACAAAUUUGAUGGCGGAUUCACAAAAAAACUGGAAAAAUAAACGUGCUUCAUUUCUCAGCAGAUAUUACAUUAAUAUCUUAUGAAACUUUGCAUUUAUUGUUAACUCUGAAUGUCAAUCAUUUGCUGUUAUUUUAUAUUGUCCUUGAUAGUUUCUUGCUUCAAACAUUCAACAUUUUGCACUUCCAAUCAGAUGUUUUUAUUGUUUUUACAAAUGUGAUGGUAAAUUCAUAAAUUCUUUUGAUUCUGUAUUUAUUGUAAAAUCUGUAAAUUAUUUACAAAGAGAUUUUAUAUUCUUAAAGUUUUCUUGCUUCUCUGCAGCUUUGUGCUCUAACAGAUUUUGUUGGUUGUUUUUAGAAUUUAAAUACAUUUAAAAAAUUAGAAAAAUAAACAGAUGUGCUUUAUUUUUCUACAUGUAUUUCACUGCUAUGAAACUGAUAAAAUCUGAGUCAAUUAUUUGCUGAGAUUUUUUCAUUCUCCUUGAUAGUUUUCUUGUUUCUAAAUGUUUUUCACAACCAGAUGGGUUUUUUUAAAAUAUGGAUUAUAUGGUAAUUUCAUCAAAAAAAGAGAAAAACAAACAUUUGUUUUAGUUUUUUUUGCAGAUAUUGCACUAAUAUCUUAAGAAACUAUUUAUUGUGAAAUUUGAAUGUCAGAAUAAUUUGAUAUCAUGAAAGAUGGAAGUAACUGAAUCAUUUUGUCUCAUUUUAAGAAACUAACAGCAAGGCUGGGAUGUAAAUAAAUAAAUAUCAACCAGCUUUUAAUGUCCACAAACCUUUUGUUUAUUUUUCUUUCCAAUAUUGGCAGAGGAAGGUGAACGUCCAAUCAAGAGGAAAUUUAAUCUUAAGAUACUUUACAUGCAGUUUAAAUAGAUGAAUAAAUGUAACAUUCAUUCCA